Molecule: messenger RNA, 1248 nt
Organism: Talaromyces proteolyticus
Lineage: Eukaryota; Fungi; Ascomycota; Eurotiomycetes; Eurotiales; Trichocomaceae
Exons: 4
Coding region: 1-1248 (415 amino acids)
Biological process (GO): polyketide metabolic process
Source: RefSeq, a predicted model, not a curated record
AUGAAAAUGGCGACCUCCUUGCCCCCGCUUCCCAUUCUGCCAAAACCUCCAACCCCCCAUCUCGAACACCCAUUCCCUGGGGUUUCGCUUUUGCUACCUUUGUCAAGAAGAGGCACGGGGCCUGGCUUGAUUUUGCUGGUGCCCGAGCUUAAUUGUCCAAUUCUAUCAAUUAAAAAUGGAGUUCCCUCGCCAUUGGUUAAAUGGGCCGAGGAAAGCUACAUAGUAGCUGCAAUCAGUGUUUCUGUUUUGGAGAGUCAUAUCCAGGCAAAAGAAUUGUUGCUUCAGAUAGCACAGUUUUUGAACAAUCAUUCUGCCUGUGAUCUAAAAGAUCAAAUCGGAUUAGUCGCCUAUAGCACAGAAGGAUGGUCCAUUGUAGCACCAGUACUCCCAGAAAUACCUGGUAUUAAAGCUGCCGUGGUAUACGCAACAGUUAGAGACUCGAAUGUUUUGAGCACCAUCUCCGUUCCCACCGUCCAACAUCUAGCCGGAAAAGCAGCACCAAACAGACUCCAAAGAAACAAAGACCUAAUGCAAUAUGACUAUCCAGAGACAAAAAGUGCUCAAUUUGGCGUUCCAUUUCAGCGGGACUUUCAUUAUAACGCCGAGGCAAUUUCCCACACGCGCAAUCUCACAUUUUUAAAGCAAAUCGCUGGUGGUCCAUUCUUCGAUCUAGAGCAAAUUUGGGAGGAACACACGUAUUACGAGUUUGAGAACCGCUCCGUGGAGCACACAAUGAGUACGAUGGUCCAGGAACCAUACGUGAACCACGUCCCUACCCUAACUGGCGGAAUCGGCCGCGAGGAGCUGACAACUUUCUAUCGUGACCAUUUUAUCUGGAAAAAUCCGAAAAAUACGACAUUGGAGCUAAUCAGCCGUACAACGGGUAUUGACCGUGUGGUUGACGAAUUUAUCUUUAAAUUCCAACAUGAUAUCGAGGUUGAUUGGCUCAUCCCCGGCAUUGCACCAACGUACAGAGAUUUGGAGAUCCCAUUCAUGGCAGUGGUCAAUAUUCGUGGUGAUCGGCUUUACCAUGAACAUAUCACCUGGGAUCAGGGGACUGUAUUGAUGCAGCUAGGCAUGAUGCCUGCUUAUCUUCCUCUGGAUGACGCCAAGACAGGUGAAGAAAAAAGGAUCUCAAAGGUCCCAGUAUUUGGAAGAGAAACUUCAUCAAAGCUAAGAGAUAAGAGUUCAGUGGAGUCAAACACUCUGUUUGCUAAUCGUGUGAAUAAAUCAACAACGGAACAAUAA